AUGGCCAAAUCAACCACUAAGAAAGCUAAAUCUGCCCUCGAAGUAGCACCACCAACCAAAACCGUCGACAACGACGAACAAGUUGUCGUUAAUGAAGAACAAGUUGCAAGCACCACCCGCACCAGUCCUAAUGGUCCUCAAGCCGAUGCUACUACUCAGACACCUACCAACCAAGAACGUUCCUGGGAGUUUGAAGAGUGUAUCGUCAUUUCAAGAAACUUCAUACCCGAAAACAAGACGAUCAUGCCUCUAAUAGCUGCCACCGCAGCUCUCCCAAUCGUAGACAUCUCGCCAUUUCUGCCAAAUGCCUCACUGGAAGAUAAAGCUAGGAAACCUAUCAUCGCAAAGGAGAUGUUCCAUGCAUGCAGGGAUGUCGGCUUCAUGUACAUAUGCGGGCACGGGAUCGAUUCGAAAGUCGUCAAUGGCGUUCAAGAUUACGCUCGUGAAUUUUUUGGAUUGCCAACUGAGGAGAAGGAAAAGAUCCAUAUCUCCAACUCUGAUAUGGCAAGAGGGUACCAGAUGCUUGGACAAAAUAUCACAAAGUACAAGAAGGACUGGCACGAAGGAAUAGACUCAUACGCAGAACUAUCACCAGACCACACCUUGAACAAGAUGGGAAUCAAAACCCUCACUGGGAAAAACCAAUGGCCUGCUCAACCAGCCGGAUUCAAAAACGCCUACCUCGAUUACGUCGAACAGUGUAAAGUCCUGGGAAUGGCCAUCAUGCAAGCUAUGGCAAUGAGUUUGGGACUUGAUGAACACUAUUUCGAUAAAAUUAUGACUGAUUCGUUCUGGUGUAUGAGGAUUAUUGGGUAUCCGCCGUUGACUGAAGGGCUGGCUAAGGAUGGGGAAGUUGGAAUGAGUUGUGGUGAACAUUGUGAUUAUGGAUGCUUGACUAUACUCAACACGGAUUCAACAACAGGUGCGCUACAAGUGCUGAGCAAGGAGGGCGAGUGGAUUGAUGCGAACCCUGUGCCGGGCUGUUUUGUCAUCAACAUAGGAGACAUGCUCAACAAUCUCACCAACGACAUAGUAAUCCACACCAAAUCAUCAUACCGUGUCAGCAUCCCCUUCUUCUUUGAACCACAUUUCGAUGCUCUUAUCGAACCAAUACCUAAAUGUGUGAAGGAGACAGAUGGCAUCCCACAUCAUAAGCCAGUUAUUUACGGUAAUCAUUUGUUGUCGAAAGUAUCGAAUAACUUUGAUGUGUCUGCUGCUGGCUCUGCAUCGUUGUAA
Molecule: messenger RNA, 1236 nt
Organism: Synchytrium microbalum
Lineage: Eukaryota; Fungi; Chytridiomycota; Chytridiomycetes; Synchytriales; Synchytriaceae
Exons: 9
Coding region: 1-1236 (411 amino acids)
Molecular function (GO): dioxygenase activity
Source: RefSeq, a predicted model, not a curated record